AUGAAAAUACAUUCAAUCAAAAUAAUUUUACAUGAAAGUCUAUGUAAUUUGAUUAUAAAAUUCUUUAGAACAAAGGAUAAGGAUAAAACAAACUUUUUAAUAUAAAUGGAUCCUUCACCAUAUUUAUAUGCAAAAAGAUAGUUAUAUAAAUAAUAUCAUUAAAAAGUUGAACAAAUAAUAAAUGAUGUAAGAAUCAAGAUUAUGAAAGAAUUUAUUUGAAUAAUAUCCAAUUUUGCCAAUUGAUACAAAUUAAUUAAAAAUCGAUUUACCAAUUUUUGAUUCAAUUCAUUUAAUAAAGGCAAAUCCCUUAUUAAACUCAGAAUAAAAAUAAGAAAUAUGAGGAUAUUAAAAUGGUGAAAAACUUGGUUAUUAUUAAUAACUUUUUCAGACUCUUUAAGAAUAUAAAAAUAAUUAAUAAGAACUUACUCCUUAAUUAAUUUAAGAAAGUGAAGUUAUGUCUUAAAAUCUUGCAUAAUUAUUAGAAAUGACUCAAUUAUAUGCAAAUCAAUAGAGCAGUGUAGAUAUAUCUUAAUUUGGUUUAUUUUAGGCAUUAUAUAGAACAAUUUUAAAAGGUUCAAAGGUUUAUUUGAUUGGAUUAUCAUAAAUAUAUUAAAGAAUCUAUAUUGGAAUAAUUAUGUAAUUACCGGAUGUAAAGAACAUGAUAAAAGAGUUUUGUGAAUAUUCAUUAUAAAGUAAAUAUAAUAAUUUGAAUUACUUUUUUGAAUACUCAACAAUGAUAUGGAUAGAGAAAGCUAUUGAAUAUUAUAUGCUUUAUAGUAUAAACCGAUUUUUGAAACGUAAAGAAGAGAAUGAAGUAACAUUCAUUGUAGAUUCAUUACACUUUGAUCCUUUAAAAAGUGCAAUUUAAUAAUAAAAUAAUAAAUUUGUAAAUGAAUGUGAAAAUAGUUAUUUCUAUGAAUUUUAAUAUCCAGAUCCUGAAAAUAAGAAACAGAUGAGUAGAUACUUGAUAAACAUGCAAUUUUUUAUUGUAUAUUGGAUCAUUAGAUUUGGAGAGAACCUUGUAUAAACAAUCCUUUCCCAUAUUUAUCAAUUAAUUAUAAUGAGAUGA
This is a messenger RNA of Paramecium sonneborni, 1069 nucleotides long. Lineage: Eukaryota; Ciliophora; Oligohymenophorea; Peniculida; Parameciidae. The record is from the annotation of a GenBank genome assembly.